Molecule: messenger RNA, 729 nt
Organism: Colletotrichum orchidophilum
Lineage: Eukaryota; Fungi; Ascomycota; Sordariomycetes; Glomerellales; Glomerellaceae
Exons: 2
Coding region: 1-729 (242 amino acids)
Source: RefSeq, a predicted model, not a curated record
AUGACCAUAUCUGCAAGUCAGGUUAUUCAUUCCUCAAAACUUUCCAACAUGGGCGUGACAGAAUUCUCCUACUUCACCAUUAAGCCUGGCAAGAAGUCCGCCGAUGAUGGGGGACUUUUCGAGCGCGUGUUGGACCUCGCCGUCAGCCAACCCGGCGCCGGCAGCAUUUAUUAUGGCAAUUCAAUCGAGAAGCCAGAUCAGAGCUGGUGCUUUCUCGAUUGGGACUCAGUGGAGGAGCACUUGGCGUACCGUGAUAGCGCAGACCACGCACCCAUCGGCAAAGCUCUAGAGCCAUACCUCGACUGGACCAAAGGCUACAUCAAGCACAUAACCCCCGCCCCCUGGCCCCCCACCAUUCUCGCCGAAGCCCCCGUCGUUGAGGUCCUCACCCUCUUCUUCCCCGCCGACCUCGACGACGCCGCCAAGGCGUCUCUCACGGCGCAGCUCGAGGAAUUCAAGACCAAGGCUCUCGAUACCUCGCCCGACUUCAGGGGUAUCAGCCACGGGUGGAGUGUCGAGAACGAUGUGCCCGUCACCGAUGAGCCCGGCAAGACGGGCAAUCUGCUUGCGGCCUUCAUCGGGUGGCCGAGCGUGGAUGCGCAUGAGAGGUUCCGCGAUACGCUGCCGUUCAAGGAGAAUAUUGGCAUUUUGAGGGGUAUGAAGGAUAUUGUCAAAUUGGCUGUUUUCCAUGUAAGCUGUAAGAGCAAGCAGCCUCCUAAGAAGGAUUGA